Sinocyclocheilus anshuiensis is the source of this 472-nucleotide messenger RNA. RefSeq names its product CD59 glycoprotein-like. The transcript has 3 exons. Bases 1 to 285 code for a protein of 94 amino acids. The record is from RefSeq and is a predicted model, not a curated record. Lineage: Eukaryota; Metazoa; Chordata; Actinopteri; Cypriniformes; Cyprinidae.
AUGAUGAAGGUUCUGCUGCUGGCUCUAGUUCUCUCCCUGGUGUUAGAGAAUGGCUUCGCCCUGAUAUGUUAUAACUGCGUCCCCGGGACUCCUGGAGGAAGUUGUGUGACCACUCAGGAAACGUGUGGCUAUAAAAAAGACACUUGUGUAUCGGCCAGAUUCACCAUCUCUCCCUAUUCUUACUUCCGGAGGUGCAUUAGCAUGGCAGACUGCAUGAUUUUUCAGUCCAGUCCCAGUAUUAAAGCCAAGUGCUGUCAGACGGACCUGUGCAACACCCCGAUCUAGGACGGCCACAUUGUUAUUGCUCUGUUACAGGUCAGCAGAUGUGAUUUUGCGGGAGUGAUAGACUAUGCAAAAAUCGAUUUGUUUUAGAUGGAAAGCAUAUUUGCAGUGAUACUGGGUGAUAAUAUGCUUUUAAAUGCCAAUAAGCCAUAUCCAGCUUAUUUUGUACUGCGUAAGUAAACAAAUAAAA